This is a messenger RNA of Microthlaspi erraticum, 519 nucleotides long. The record is from the annotation of a GenBank genome assembly. NCBI's taxonomy places the organism in Eukaryota, Viridiplantae, Streptophyta, Magnoliopsida, Brassicales, Brassicaceae.
AUGAUUGGGUAUCAGCAGAAUUUAGUCAAGAGAGUAGAAAUAACUGCUGAAGCCAACAAGCUUUUGGAUUUACCUGAAACGGUUAUGGAACGGUGCCCUUGGUAUAACCCUGAAGGUCAUAUUGACAUGGCCAACUCUAAAUUGUUAAAGGUUGUUUGUCGAAAUGGUUCAGAAGACAAUUUUCUGUACAGUCCAAGUGUAAGUGAUGUUGAACGAGAUGGUUUAGAGCAUUUUCAACAUCACUGGGUAAAAUGUGAGCAUGUGGUUGUGAGGAAUGUGCUUGAAGCUACAUCUUGUUUCAGCUGGGAACCAAUGGUAAUGUAUGGUGCCUGCCGUCAGAUACGCCACACCAAACAAACACUUAUAGAAGUUAAUGUUGUUGAUUGUCUUGAUCUCUCUGAGGGAUUGUUUAAUCUUCAUGCAUUCUUUACCGGUUAUACAAAAGGCCAUUAUGAUUAUAUGGGUUGGCCAAAAGUUCUUAAACUGAAAAAUCUGCAUCCAUCCAAACUAAGAAUCUAA